Molecule: messenger RNA, 3653 nt
Organism: Syngnathoides biaculeatus (alligator pipefish)
Lineage: Eukaryota; Metazoa; Chordata; Actinopteri; Syngnathiformes; Syngnathidae
Gene: supt16h
Product: SPT16 homolog, facilitates chromatin remodeling subunit
Exons: 24
Coding region: 108-3203 (1031 amino acids)
Biological process (GO): transcription elongation by RNA polymerase II; positive regulation of transcription elongation by RNA polymerase II
Cellular component (GO): FACT complex
Molecular function (GO): nucleosome binding
Source: RefSeq, a predicted model, not a curated record
CAUCAACGUCGUCAUCUUCCUUCCUUCCUCAUCAUCAUCAUCGUCAUCAUCCUCAUCUUCACCAUCCGGCCUGCUGAGCUGGAGUGUGCAGCGGCACCAGACACACCAUGGCGGCCAACCUGGACAAGGAAGCGUACUACCGGCGGAUUAAGCGACUCUACGGCAACUGGAAGAAAGGAGAGGAUGAGUUCGGGAAAGUCGACGCCAUCGUGGUGUCGGUCGGCGUGGACGAGGAAAUUGUCUACGCUAAAUCCACGGCCAUACAAACGUGGCUUUUCGGUUACGAGGUGACGGACACGAUCAUGGUCUUUUGCGAGAACAAGAUCCUCUUCCUCGCCAGCAAGAAGAAGGUGGAUUUCCUCAAGCAGGUUGCCAUAACCAAGGGCAACGAGAACGCCAACGGCGUCCCGCCCAUCACUCUUCUUACCCGGGAAAAGAACGAAAGCAAUAAGCCCAACUUCGACAAGAUGAUCGAGGCAAUCCGGGGCAGCCGCGAAGGGAAGACGGUGGGCGUGUUCAGCAAGGACAAAUUUCCCGGCGAGUACAUGAAGAGCUGGAACGACACACUCGCGGCGGAGGGGCUGGAGAAGGUGGACAUCAGCGCCGUGGUGGCGUACACGAUGGCGGUGAAGGAGGACGGCGAGCUGGGCCUGAUGAAGAAAGCGGCGGCCAUCACCAGCGAGGUGUACUCCAAGUUUUUUAAGGAGCGCGUGAUGGAGAUCGUGGACGCGGAUGAGAAAGUGCGCCACAGCAAGCUGGCGGAGUCCGUGGAGAAGGCCAUCGAGGAGAAGAAAUACUUGGGCGGUGUGGACCCCUCCACUGUGGAGAUGUGCUACCCUCCCAUCAUCCAGAGCGGGGGAAACUACAGCCUCAAGUUCAGCGUCGUCAGCGACAAAAACCACAUGCACUUUGGCGCCAUCACGUGCGCCAUGGGCAUCCGCUACAAGUCGUACUGCUCCAACCUGGUGCGGACGCUCAUGGUGGACCCCCCGCAGGAGAUGCAGGACAACUACAACUUCCUGCUGCAGGUGGAGGAGGAGCUGCUGAAGGAGCUGAAGCACGGUGUGAAAAUUUGCGACGCCUACAACACUGUUCUGGAGUACGUAAAGAAGGAGAAAAUGGAUCUUGUCGCCAAGCUGACCAAAAACCUCGGGUUUGCCAUGGGGAUCGAGUUCAGAGAAGGGUCCUUGGUGCUCAAUGCAAAGAAUCAGUACAAACUGAAGAAAGGCAUGGUGAUGAGUGUCAGUUUGGGUUUUGCCGACCUCGUGAAUAAGGAGGGCAAAAAAGAGGAGCAGAAGAAGUACGCCCUGUUUGUUGGCGACACGGUGCAGAUCAAUGAGGGGGAGGCGGCCACAGUACUCACGCCGGUCAAGAAGAAGAUCAAAAACGUUGGAAUCUUCCUCAAGAACGACGACGAGGAAGAUGAGGAAGAGGACGGCGACGACGCCGAAGAGUUGCUGGGGAAGGGCGCCCGCAGCGCGGCGCUGCUCGCCGACAGGACCCGGAACGAGAUGACGGCAGAGGAGAAGCGGCGCGCCCACCAGAAGGAGCUCGCCAACAGCUUGAACGAGGAGGCCAAGCGGCGGCUGACUGAGCAGAAAGGCGAGCAGCAGAUCCAGAAGGCGAGAAAAUCCAACGUGUCCUACAAGAACGUUUCUCAGAUGCCCAGAGAGAAGGACAUCAGAGAAAUGAAGAUCUUCAUCGAUAAGAAAUACGAGACCGUCGUCAUGCCCAUCUUCGGCAUCGCGACCCCGUUUCACAUUGCCACCAUUAAGAACAUCAGCAUGUCUGUGGAAGGGGAUUACACGUACCUGAGGAUCAACUUUUAUGUUCCUGGCAGCUCCUUGGGCAGACAGGAAGGGAACAUCUUCCCCAAUCCAGACGCCACGUUUGUGAAGGAAAUCACGUAUCGCGCAUCCAACCUGAAGGCACCCGGCGAUACCUCGGUGCCUUCUACCAACUUGCAGAACGCCUUCCGCAUCAUCAAGGAGGUCCAGAAGCGCUACAAGACGCGGGAGGCCGAGGAGAAGGAGAAGGAGGGCAUCGUCAAGCAGGACUCGCUGGUGGUCAACCUCAACCGCAGCAACCCCAAACUCAAAGACCUCUACAUCCGGCCCAACAUCGCCCAGAAGAGGAUGCAGGGCUCGCUGGAGGCGCACACCAAUGGUUUCCGUUUCACGUCUGUCCGCGGCGAUAAAGUCGACAUCCUUUACAACAACAUCAAACACGCCAUCUUCCAGCCGUGUGACGGCGAGAUGAUCAUCGUCCUGCACUUCCACCUCAAGAACGCCAUCAUGUUCGGCAAGCGCCGGCACACGGACGUGCAGUUUUACACGGAGGUGGGCGAGAUCACCACGGACCUGGGCAAGCACCAGCACAUGCACGACCGCGACGACCUCUACGCCGAGCAGAUGGAGCGCGAAAUGCGCCACAAGCUCAAGUCGGCCUUCAAAAACUUCAUCGAGAAGGUCGAGACGCUGACUCGAGAAGAGCUGGAGUUCGAGGUUCCUUUCAGAGACCUCGGUUUCCAGGGCGCCCCCUACAGGAGCACCUGCCUGCUGCAGCCUACCUCGAGUUCACUCGUCAACGUUACGGAAUGGCCGCCGUUCGUGGUGACUCUGGACGAGGUGGAGCUGGUCCACUUUGAGCGCGUGCAGUUCCACCUGAAGAACUUUGACGUGGUCAUCGUCUACAAGGACUACAACAAGAAGGUGACCAUGAUCAACGCCGUGCCUGUCAACUCCCUGGACCCCAUCAAGGAGUGGCUCAAUUCGUGCGACAUCAAGUACACGGAAGGCGUCCAGUCCCUCAACUGGACCAAGAUUAUGAAGACCAUCGUCGACGACCCCGAGGGCUUCUUCGAGCAAGGAGGCUGGUCCUUCCUGGACCCGGAGAGCGAGGGGAGCGGCGCCGAAGAAGACUCCGAGUCCGAGAUGGAGGACGAGACCUUCAACCCCUCUGCGGACGAGACGGAAGUUGAAGAGGAAGACAGCGAUGAAGACUACAGCUCCGAGACGGAGGACUCUAACUACAGUGCGUCGCUGGGCAGCGAGGAAGAGAGCGGCAAGGACUGGGACGAGCUGGAGGAAGAGGCCCGCAAAGCCGACAAGGAGAGUCACUAUGAGGAUGAGGACACGUCCAACAAGAAGAGAAAGAACCGCUCGUCGACACUGCCGCCGCUCAAGAAGAAGAGACGGUCGUAAACGUCCGUCUGGCACCGGCCAAGCCCCGCCCCCGCCCCGACUGGCUCACACGAUCGGUGUGUAGACGUAGAGGUCGCCACGCCACGUCGUCACGGUGACGUACCAGCAAAACUUCAUUUUCUCUUCAUUCCUCAUCGGUCUGCAUUGUGUGUGUGUGCGCGCGUGUAAGAAAUUUGCGUUUUUAUCGCAAAUGUUUCUGUUGGCCCCGAGAGGAACGCGCGACGCGGCGCCUGACGACUGUUUUAUGAGGAGUCUCCCUCGUCGCAGUCGAGGACGUUCAACUUAUUUUGUUGGGCGGUGGGUGUUCUUUUGUUUUUGUUUUUAAUGAGUUUUGUGAACACACACACACACAGUCUGCCUCCUUUGUCUUUUCCGAGUAGAUGUUUGUUGUACUUAAUUCUAAAAGUCCAUUUUUUUUUUUUUGUAAUAAAAUAAAAAGUAAGAAACUUU